Messenger RNA from Lymnaea stagnalis (great pond snail), 13140 nucleotides. Lineage: Eukaryota; Metazoa; Mollusca; Gastropoda; Lymnaeidae. The record is from the annotation of a GenBank genome assembly.
AUGUCGGCCAUAAGGAUAGUUAUACUUGGAGAUGCGAAGGUUGGCAAAACAGGUGGGUGGAAUGAGUGAUUGUUGUGAGUCUUGAGAUGGAUGAACAACCAACGUUGUUUGUGUCAGUAAACGGUGUGGUUCGUAGAAUUUUGAAUAGGGGAAUAUCUAGGAAAAUCCGCACCCGGGACAAAGUCUGAAAAUGGGAACCCCCAACCCCCACCCACCCCCCGUUUCGUCAUUAGAUGAUAUAUAUUUAUGCUCUGUAUAUUAGCAUAAUUUAAUAUUUUGUCUUACCCUGAGGCCGGCACCUGGGGUGGUUGCCCCCUUCGCUGUCAACAAUCGAACAAAGAGACUCCUGCUCUUGAUUAUAAAAUUAGUACACUGUAAUAAGGUCCUAUAGUCAGGUCUUCUACUCAAUUCCUUUACUUAGGUCGUAUAAUCGGGUAGUGUCAUCAGGUCCAGUACUCAGGUCCUAAUUUCAUAUACUGUACUCAUUGUGUUGUAGCCUGUGUUUUACCUAAUUUUUUGCCUCAACGUGACGCUGCAGCGUCCACCACUUAUCUCCCCAUUUAUUUUUUUUUUGUUUUAUUUUGAUAUUGACGUCACUUAUUGAAAUGUGUAGCUCUCUAGCAUUACCCACCCCUCCCUUGAUUGGUAUAAGGUAUUUUUUUUCCACGUUCCAUUUUGUUAUAAAAUUUGCCAUUGGGUAAUGCAGUUUCUAGAAUUUCUUCUCUGGAGGGCUCUAACUACCUCCCUAUAAAUAAGUUAGCAGCUUUCCAAACCGGGAGAGAUUUAUGCUAAAUUUCCUAGAGUUAAUAUACGUAUAGGAGCCUUACAUGGUUGUACUCUUUGUAUAUGUAUGUAUUAAUAAUUGUAUCUUUCGAGGAUUUCACGUUUUCACUCGUUGUGCUGCAAGUCAAUAUAGUUUUUAUUUCUGUAUAUUUCAUUGUGUUCUUUUUAUAUCAAUUUUACAGUAUAAUUAAAUUGAAUGUUGUCAAAAUCACUAGCUUUGUUGUCGUUUGUUCUUUCUUUACCGGUUUUCAUCCCCUUUGUUUCGUAUUGUUCAAAGAACGAUCCAAAUCUGUAAAAAAAUAUUAAAUUUGCAAAAACCAUAUGACGGUACUUAACACAACCUGCACUCGGGUGCUGCAUAUGACGGUACGUAACACAUAACCUGCACUCGGGUGCUGCAUAUGACGGUACGUAACACAUAACCUGCACUCGGGUGCUGCAUAUGACGGUACGUAACACAUAACCUGUACUCGGGUGCUGCACCGACAGCUGUGAAUUAAGCAGUGCACUAAUAAGAGCUGAGCUGUUUGUUUCACGGUACUGAAAAGAAAGAAUAAUUUAGAUGAUGUUUGAUCAAACAAAAUUUCUGGAGUAGGUUUUAUAAAGAACGGUUGUUUCAAUUUGUGGAGUUUUUUUGGUGGUUUUUUCUUAAGGAACCAGCGAGAUGCUGUUGGUUUCUCUGGUGGGUGCAUGGAUCCCCUGAGUCUUGUGGAAGAAUACAACAAUUCUGGGCAGAGUGGGAGCAGGUAGUGGAGGGGGAUUUUUCAUGAUUUUUUUAAAAGGUUUUUUUUUUUCUAAGAGCUCAAUGCCUAAUGAUAAAUUGUUGUUUGGAGACAUAUUUGUCGGGAGAUUUCGAAUAAUAUUUUCGAAUAAGAUUUGAAGGAAUUCGGUAGGUAUAUUUUAAAGAGAUUUGGGAAUGAUAUUUUCUAUAGUAUACUGAAGGAGUUUUGAGAGAUUUUUUUUUUAAAAGAGUUUACGUCAAUAAAAUAUUAGCGAAACGUUAGUAAAUGUUCAUUCAUUGUGGCUCCAGUUAAGAAAAAAAGAAACGCUUGAAAAAAAUCCAAAAUAAAUGAUGUUUAAUAGCUGCUUAGUUGCGCAUCCCACAUCUAGACCAGACAUGUCCCAGCAGUUCACAUACAUAAUUAAACAAGUUUAUUCGGGACAGUAUUUAACGAAUGUCAUUGUUAGGUUUCCUGCUAAUUAUACCGUAAUCCUUUCAGCCGAUUUAAAAAAAAAAAAAAACCAACAACAACAAAAAACUCUUUGUUGAAUCAAAUAUUUGAUGGAAUUUUUUUUAUAUUUAAAAAGCAUCAGAAUUUUUUUUUUUUUUCCACUCAAAGUGAUAUAAUGAAGAAUCAAUACUUGAUACAGAAUCGGACAUUUUAACAGUUAUUUAUCGUCAUUUAAAUAGGGGGAGGGAGGGAGGGGGGAAUCUUACUUGAAACACCGCCACAUUCUAAAUCAAUCUGAAUGGGUGGUGGAGCAAAGCAGACCCCUGGCAGAUUUAGAACUCCCGAUAAAUGUAGCAACCCUGAUAGAUUAACACUCUGAAAAGGUUUAGCACACCAGAUAAAUGUAGAAACACUUGAACGAUUUAGCACACCUCAUAGAUUAGUAACCCUGAUAGAUGUAGUACUCUUUCUACAUUCAACACACCAGAUAGAUAGCAACCCUGAUAAAUCUAGCACUCGUGUAAGAUUUAGCGCACCUGAUAGAUGUAGCAACCCUGAUAGAUGUAGCACUCUUGAAAGAUUGAGAACACCUGGAAAAAUCUAGACUGACUAUAACUGUAACACACACACACACACACACACACACACAUACACACACGUCCGCAAACGCGCUUUUUCAUUUACAAUAAAUAAUUGUUUGUCAACACUGCCCUUGUCAGCACCACGCUGUGGUGGAUCACCGCUGAUGUCGCCUAGCCCACGUGUUAAUUUUUUACUCGUAAAAACUUUGAAUGACUUGUUGUCUGGCCCGGGGUCCCAGGACGGUGACCUGACUAUCGGUGGUUUGGCUCACAUUCACCCCCACUGAAGUCAAGGCCAUGAAUUAUUCAUUAGGGUGUCAAUUAGCCCACCCAACUGUUGCGUGCCGAUUCGUGCAUCCAUAACAACGGACAAGGGAGGUCAACGCACAAGAGAGGUCAACUAUGUCGCCAGCCCACAUGGCGUUUAAUCCGUCGUUUCAAAAUAAGUCGAUAAAUUUAAAUAGCUAAGGUAGUCCAUUGGUUUAUAUAGAUAGGUAGUCCAUUGGGUCACGUAGCUACGGUAGUCCAUUGGUUUAUAUAGAUAGGUAGUCCAUUGGGUCACGUAGCUACGGUAGUCCAUUGGUUCACGUAGCUACGGUAGUCCAUUGGUUUAUAUAGACAGGUAGUCCAUUGGGUCACGUAGCUACGGUAGUCCAUUGGUUUAUAUAGAUAGGUAGUCCAUUGGGUCACGUAGCUACGGUAGUCAAUUAGGUCACAUAGCUAGAGUAGUCCAUUAGGUCACAUAGCUACAGUGGUCCAUUAGGUCAGGUAGCUACGGUAGUCCAUUAGGUCACGUAGCUGCGGUAGUCCAUUAGUUCACGUAGCUGCGGUAGUCCAUUAGGUCAUGUAGCUGCGGUAGUCUAUUAAGUCACGUAGCUGCGGUAGUCCACUAGGUCACGUAGCUACGGUAGUCCAUUAGGUCACAUAGCUACAGUAGUCCAUUAGGUCUCAUAGAUGUGGUAGUCCAUUAGAUCAGGUAGCUGCGGUAGUCCAUUAGGUCAGGUAGCUGCGGUAGUCCAUUAGGUCACGUACCUACGGUAGUCCAUUGAUUUAUAUGGAAUGUAGUCCAUUGGGUCACGUAGCUACAGUAGUCCAUUAGGUCAGGUAGCUGCGGUAGUCCACUAGGUCACGUAGCUACGGUAGUCCAUUAGGUCACAUAGCUACAGUAGUCCAUUAGGUCUCAUAGCUGUGGUAGUCCAUUAGGUCAGGUAGCUGAGGUAGUCCAUUAGGUCACAUAGCUGCGGUAGUCCAUUAGGUCACGUAGCUGCGGUAGUCCAUUAGGUUAGGUAGCUGCGGUAGUCCAUUAGGUCACGUAGCUGUGGUAUUCCAUUAGGUCACGUAGCUGCGGUAGUCCAUUAGGUCACCCCGGGCUAUUUCUUUGUGAACCCCCCUCCCCCAUCCUCGCCCCACACCAAAAAUUACGAAGAUUCAACUCGUCGUUUUAAAAUCGUAUUCUCCUUUCCUUCAUUGUCACGUGUCUGAUAUCUCUUCACCAACUCUAUCUUUUUCUGACCUCAUCUCUCUUGUGUUAUUACCUGCAUUUUAUUUUACCACGCCCAUCUCUUACCUGCCCGGUGCAUAUCUUACCACGUCACUCCUUCUUGUUCAGUUAGAACCGGUAAGAGUAAGAGAUGGUUAAUCUUACUAUUUGUAUAUUUAUGUUUUAGACUUACUCGUCAUCAGUUGUUGCUUGCCGAAGAAGGCUUUUGGCCAACACAUCCAUCACGAUUUAAUUCGCGUUAUUUAUCUCAUUUUCUUAUUUCGCAACGUUGCCGCGGCACCCCCCCCCCACCUCAAUUCAAUUCCUGACCAAUUGAUUGGUCCAUUGAAACGGUAAUGUGCUCUCUUCUCUCCUUACGGCGUCAUCCAUUAUCUCCUUUCACUUACAACCUGCAUUACGCCGUAUGGAGCUGUCGUGGAACAGGAGUCUUUAAUUAGUUCUGUGAUAUGCUCUUCUGUUUCUUGACUAUUCGAAAUUACCUCAGCUACACCACAUGUUUCGCCACCGGUAUCACCACAGGUAUCGACUCAGAUAUCACCACAGGUAUUGCCAGAGGUAUCGCCACAGGUAUUGCUAAUUCCAGGUAGAUCAAAGUUAACAUGAGCACAAUAUCAACAUCACAACAACAACAAAAAUCGCUUUUUGCUUCACCUACUCAUACAAUUUUUUAAUACAAUUUAUGAAGCCAACCGAUUCACAGACCACGGGAAGUGCUCGUACAAACCAGCACGCGUCCCUUGACCAUGAGUUGAAAUCUCUGCUGUAGUUGGUCAUUGAACAAAAGCUCCUUGUGGCCUUCUCAGCUAUAGAAUAGCAACCGAGUUGUACCAAAUGAGGGUUGCCCAAAGAUUUUCAGCAGAAAGUGUUUGACUAUCCGUUGAAUGGACGUCGAUAAUAUUAUGUUUUACUCACUUUGAUGAUGUCCAGAUUUUGUCCAGUCUAAUGGGCAGUUCUUUCGGAGAUUGUUGAAGUAAAUCUAAUUGAAGGAUGAAACAUUUCCCAAAUAAAAGCAAUAAAAUUAUGACUUUUGUAAUGUUCAUGUUCUUGAUGACCUAUUCGAGUCUAGAACUUUUUGCCGCUUGGAAACAUUGCACCAAUGACAAUUAUAAUGAGAUGACAGUGAAAUAACGUCCAUCAGUUGCUGGUAUGUUGUAUGUUAAGGGUAAACCCUAAUUGAUUUAUAUGGAAAACAAACGUAUUAAAAGAUUGCGUUCGUUGACUCCAGAUGGUACUUGUCAAAGUCACAAAUUGAAACAGCUGCAAUGUCGUCUCCUGUUUGUUAUAUGCAUAACCUCCACCCAUUUCAUAUCUGUUCUUCUCUUCUUCGUUGUUGAGAGGGGCUUGUGCCCCCCCCCCUCCCCACACACACACAUACAGACUUUUUACGUCUGUCCCUUUUUACUUAAGCUCUAGGGUUUUUGUGAAAAAUCAAAUUUAAAUUCGUUUAGUUUUGAUUUUACUGACGAAGGUUUUAGACGAGACGUCAAAGAAUGGUGACUAACAAAUGGUCAGUGUUCAACUAUCCAUUAAAGAGUGAGAAUCUUGACGGUUUGCGACUGCGCUGGUGAGUCGUGUGUACCUUUGAACAUUCCGUACUGCUAGUGUUUAAGUCUCCGAUGUCAACGCAUGUGUAGGGUGUCCUGUUAAUUGCAAUCAUUAAAUUCAUCUUUUGAUCUAUCUUACGUAGCAUUUUGGUUUCAUUGAAAUUGCAUGUAAGCAUUCAUGCACAAACAUGUGCCCUUUACAUUCGCGGAAGCGAAGGGAUCAACAACCCGAUACGAGUCAACAACUCGAUACCAGUCCAGAAACCGAUACUAGUCCAGAACCCGAUACCAGUCAACAGCCCGAUACCACUCCAGAACCCGAUACCAGUUCGUAUUUUCGAAUAGGAUAAACGACUUUAUUGUACAUCGGUGAUUAUCAACAUGUCUGCCAAAAUAUUUUCGAAGAUGUGUUACCGAGAGCCUUGAAAAAUAAGUAAAAUUGCGAACUUUUGCUCUUGUUUUAAUGGAGAAAAAAAAUGAAACUUUAAAAAAUGUAAUGCACUUUUAAAAAUCAUUUUCUGCUUGGUGUUAAUUGUGAAUGUAGUUCACAUGAUGGUGGGUAGGGUUGGGGGGAGAGACAACGAGAAAAAUUGAGAGGGGAGCCGUAUUUUCGAUUUGGCAGUAACUAUUCAUAUCAAGUUAAAGUGUAUUUCAAUUCUGCACAGCUCUGUAUAUUUUUAAGGUCAAAUAAUGCGUAGAGAAAAUCCCAGCGUGUUGAUUUUCUCACUGCAUGGUUCACAGAGAAACUCUCCCUUGAAAUCUUUGCCGAAAAAAUCUUCAAUCAGUCAUGAAUCAAGUCAUUCAAGUCGACCACUUCAAUCUCGACCACUUCAAUUUCGAUCACUUCAAUCUCGACCUUUUCAUUCUCGACCACUUCAAAGUUCAAUCUCGACCACUUCAAUUUCAAUCUCGACCACUUCAAUUUCAAUCUCGACCACUUCAAUCUCGACCACUUCAAACUCGAAUGUAUUAUUUCAUACAUAAUAAAUGUAUUAUUCAAUGUAUUUUGAAUGUAUUAUUUCAUACAUAAUAAAUGUAUUAUUCAAUGUAUUUUGAAUGUAUUAUUUCAUACAUAUUAAAUGUAUUAUUCAAUGUAUCAUAUAUAUUGAAUGAAUUAUUUCAUUUUCCCCGUGUUGCCCUUAAACGAUUGCAGAGUCUGGCGAACCGCAUCUACCCAGAGUCUCAGUGUGGCUUCAGGAGUGGGCGCUCAACAAUAGACAUGAUAUUUUCGCUAUGCCAAAUGCAGGAGAAAUGUCGCGAAAAGCAUAUGCCUCUUUAUAUUGCCUUCAUAGACCUGACCAAGGCAUUUGACCUGAUAGGUCGAAGAGGGCUUUUCAGUAUCUUGCAAAGAAUAGGUUGUCCCCCAUGACUGCUCACAAUAAUACAGUCACUUCACAAAAACAUGCACAGCACAGUAACUUUCGAUGGCACUGUCUCUGAGUCAUCCCAGUUAGCAGCGGAGUAAAACAGGGUUGUGUACUGGCACCAACGCUAUUUUCAAUUUUCUUUUCGAUGCUCCUUCAAUUUGCUUUCAGUGACUGUGAAAAUGGAGUGAACCUCCAUACAAGAUCUGAUGGAAGACUGUUCAAUAUCACCCGCCUUCAUGCAAACACCAAAGUAAAAAAGGUGCUGAUUCGUGAACUGCUGUUUGCUGACGAUGCCACCUUAACAUUUCACACAGAAGAAGGUCUGCAGGGCUGGUUAAUCGCCUAUAACAUGCUUGUAAAGAGUUUGGACUUUCGAUUAGUCUACAGAAAACUCAUGUAAUGAUGCAAGAAGCACCGUCACCUCCAGCCAUAUCUAUUGAGGGUCAUAAUCUUUCAGUUGUUGAUCAUUUUAUAUAUAUGGGAUCCAAUAUUUCUAGUUCUCUCUCCGUUGAUGAAGAGAUGAAUAUCAGGAUUGCAAAAGCAGCAGCAACUAUGGCUAAACUGAAUAAGCGGGUGUGGAAUAAUCUCAAUCCAAAUGAUAAAACAAAAAUGAGUGUCUAUCAGGCAUGCGUGCUUAGCACGCUCCUAUAUGGUAGCGACGUGUGGACCACAUACACCAGUCAGGAGCGGAAACUCAACAGCUUCCAUCAAAGAUGUCUGCGUCGCAUUUUGCGCAUUCGUUGGCAGGACAGGGUGCCUAUCGUGGAGGUUUUGGAACCUGCACACAUGUUUAGCCUAUUCUCCUUUCUUAUCAAGAGACGCCUAUGCUGGUUAGGUCAUGUACGGAGAAUGGAGGAAGGACGUAUCCCAAAGAUACUGCUGUAUGGAGAGUUGGCAGAGGGGACAAGACAUUUUGGACGACGCGCCUGAGAUUUAAUGACGUUUGCAAACGAAGCAUGAGGGAAGCCAAUAUUGAAACAAACGAAUGGGAGUUCAUUGCCGAACAUAGCUCCAACUGGCGAACAGCAGUGUUUGAAGGAGUAAAAAUGGCAGAAGAUACUCGAAACGAGGCUCUCGAAUAAAAAAGAACAAUUCGGAAAUCAAGAAUUUACCGGGAUUCAACAUUCUCCUGCGAGAGAUGCGGCCGUGAUUGCCAUUCUAGGAUUGGCCUAGUGAGCCACUCGUUAAAGUGAAGAACUAUAUAGCUACUCCAUCGUCUCACGGAGACGGAAGGAUGCCAUAUAUAUUUCAUGCUUACUAAAUGUAUUAUUCAAUGUACCAUAUAAAUUAAAUGUAUUACUUCAUGCAUACUAAAUGUUUUAUUUAAUGGAUGCUUAUUUAUAUAUGACAAGAUCGUACGUUAAUUUGUGUCAUUUUGUUAUUUUUUUUUAAUGAGCACGCUAUCUAUUUAUAAUAUGUUUGAAAAUACUUAUAUGUAUUACAUUUGGAAUUAUGCAUAUCUAUGAUAUUUAGUGAUAAUAAGGGGAGAGACUGAAAUCAAGUUAGCAAAAUAAGAAAUGGGAGAUCAUUGAAGUGAGAAGGUACAAACUAGUUAGUCAGUGGAGAUGAGAGUGACCUGAGGACAAGUGGUCGAGCCGUGAAGAAUGUUUAGUGAACAAUGUUUUUGUAAACUGUCAGUUGCAACAAAGGAGAAAACGUCGUCAUUGCUUUCAUUGAACGUUGGUUAUUGAUAUUAAUUAACAAUCAGUCAUGGCUGUGUCUGUGUGUCGUGAAGUGUGAACCAGUCAUGGCUGUGUCUGUGUGCAGCGAAGUGUGAACCAGUUAUGGCUGUGUCUGUGUGCAGUGAAGUGUGAACCAGUCAUGUCUGUGUCUGUGUGCAGCGAAGUGUGAACGAGUCAUGGCUGUGUCUGUGUGUAGUGAGGUGUGAACCAGUCAUGGCUGUGUCUGUGUGCAGCGAAGUGUGAACCAGUCAUGGCUGUGUCUGUGUGCAGCGACGUGUGAACCAGUCAUGGCUGUGUCUGUGUGUAGUGAGGUAUGAACCAGUAAUGGCUGUGUUUGUGUGUAGUGAGGUGUGAACCAGUCAUGGCUGUGUCUGUGUGCAGUGAGGUGUAAACCAGUCAUGGCUUUUUCUGUGUGCAGCGAAGUGUGAACCAGUCAUGGCUGUGUCUGUGUGCAGUGAAGUCUGAACCAGGCAUGGCUGUGUCUGUGUGUUGUGAGGUGUGAACCAGUCAUGGCUGUGUCUGUGUGUAGUGAAGUGUGAACCAGUAAUGGCUGUGUCUGUGUGUUGUGAAGGAAGACAAUGGCGACAGAACUAUAAACAACCGUUUGAUUGCCAGCACUGAACGUCAAACGGAAAUGGGAUCCUGACACCAAUCACAACCAACCACAGUCGGUGUAUGGGAUUCGGUUCACAUUGUAUGGUAACUCCUGGGCGUACCUAGACAGGAAGUGAUAAUAGAGUGGGGGGGCGUGUUUUAUUUUAUGGUAAGGAAAUAGCUGACGAUGGAAUGUUGGUGUCACCGAUGCACCCUGAUAUCCCUGGAUAUCCCCAACCUCUUGUCAACAAAAUUGAAAAUUAAUUUUAAUGAUAACUUAUCUUAUAACUAUAGAGAUCAUAAUGUUUAGACUCCAUGACACAUAAUCGUGGAUGUGUUUUAUUUUAUUUUUUUCUGUCUAAUGUAGAAAUUACUAACAAAAAAACAAAAAAACAAGUUUCUUAAUAGAUUAGUUCCACUAUUAAGUCGGGUGCCAAUGACUGAUAUUAAAUCUGAUCUUCUCCGUGUUUCAGCUGUCACAGUCAGGUUCCUUACAAGACGAUUUAUUGGCGAGUACAGCUCAGAUAUCGGUAGGUCACUUAAAUAGUCAAUCAGUAGGUCACUUGAAUAGUCAAUCAGUAGGUCACUUGAAUAGUCAAUCAGUAGGUCACUUGAAUAGUCAAUCAGUAGGUCACUUGAAGAGUCACUCAUUAGGUCACAUGAAUAAUCACUCAGUAGGUCACUUGAAUAGGCAGUCAUUGGGUCACUUGAAUAGGCAGUCAUUAUUAUGAUCUAAAUUCUUACAGCAUUAUUAUUUUUCUUUAAAAAUUGUGUCAUCAUUAUAAUUAAUACUUUUCUUACAGCUUAAUGGCAACAUAUAUUUACUUGUCAGUCACACCCAAAUUAGUGGGAAAGCUCUAAAUAUAAAUGCAUGGUAGGGCUUAUUCGCAAGGCAACUGGUGCAUAUGAGAUGAAUCAUUAACUGAUGAAUCGAUGUUAGGAUGGACGAUAGAUAAACGCGUCGUGUGUUUGUAGAUGAACCAGUCGAUAAGGGCGAAGUGUACGGGUGUCCAGAUGAAGGGAGAUUGGUGACUGUCUUCAACAGUAUUGGGGGCGCUGAAUGUACGAAUGUCUGAUACCGGGUGUGUGGACAGGUAUUUAUGAACGGACGGUUCUGGCCAAACGAUGCUUGUAGAGAAGCUAGUUAGUAGGAUACGUUCUUUCCUUCAUUUUCCAGAUCUACUCUAUCGCUCUACUAUUAGACAAGAAGAUGUCAGCAUUGAGUUGGAGAUACUGGAUACAUGCUGUAAGCAGGUGAGUUGGAGAUACUAGAUACAUGCUGUAUGAAGGUGAGUUGGAGAUACUAGAUGCGUAUUGUAAGCAGGUGAGUUGGAGAUACUAGAUACAUGUUGUAAGCAGGUGAGUUGGAGAUACUAGAUGCAUGUUGUAGGCAGGUGAGUUGGAGAUACUAGAUACAUGCAAUAGGCAGGUGAGCUGCUGCGUAGAAAAAUGGCUUGAUUACUAAAGAAACAAGUCAACGUUAGAAAUUGGAGACUUUGGUAUUUAAAAAAUAAAUUAGCAAGUGCGCUAGGGUCCCUUGAAAACAUAUUUGCUUUUAUUCCAUUAAAAUAUAGCGCGUGUAAGUUUUCCUUAACAAGAAUGCUGGAGGACACGCCCGUAUGUUUGCACCACGUGACCCUUUGGUCUGACAAUGCACUAAUAGUUUUAUAAAGUUUCUGCAAACAAUUCCCCACCCCCCCCCCCACUCCACUCCCAGACUCACCCCUCCUCUAGCCCCCAUGAUCGCCCUCCCACGGCCCGCACAUAGGAGGCAUCUUUUAUUCAUCGAACUCGUGCGACACCCCAUUAAGCCAUCAGUUGAGGGGGCACGUGUGUUGCAACAUAGAUAGACAUGGGAUAGCUGGUCAAGUAUUAAUGGGACACGUGGUAGUUUUCAUAUACAUCAGACAUGUAGCAAUGUACUGAUGGGGCUGAUGGUAGUUUUCAUAAAUAUACAUCAGACAUGUAGCAAUGUACUGAUGGGGCUGAUGGUAGUUUUCAUAAAUAUACAUCAGACAUGUAGCAAUGUACUGAUGGGGCUGAUGGUAGUUUUCAUAAAUAUGCAUCAGACAUGUAGCAAUGUACUGAUGGGGCUGAUGGUAGUUUUCAUAAAUAUACAUCAGACAUGUAGCAAUGUACUGAUGGGGCUGAUGGUAGUUUUCAUAAAUAUACAUCAGACAUGUAGCAAUGUACUGAUGGGGCUGAUGGUAGUUUUCAUAAAUAUACAUCAGACGUCUAGUAAUAUAAUGUUUGGGCAUGGCGUAAUGUUUAAAAUAUGUUGUUGUUGUUCAUGUUGUUGUUGUUGUUCAUGUUGUUGUUACUUAAUCUUAGAUAUUGCGUCGCUAAUUGCUACAAGUGAUUUCGUUUCGUUUGUAUCAAUAGAUUUAUGAAUAUCAUUACUAUGAAUGUGAAUGGUUUCAAAUGGAUGGUUGUGAGCAAAAAGGGGUAUUGUUUUUAAAAAAGGUAUCGUAGUGGUCUCUGCUUAUGACGAUAUUUAUGACUACACACCAUAUUUAUGACUACACACCAUAUUUAUGACUACACACCAUAUUUAUGACUACACACCAUAUUUAUGACUACACACCAUAUUUAUGACUACACACCAUAUUUAUGACUACACACCAUAUUUUGGAACGUCUGAUUCCCACUGGAGCUAAGGAAAAUUACAAUAUAUUUCCUCACCUUCCAGUCUCUUGCAAUAUUCUCAGCCAUUUCUGAUCUUAAUAACAUCUCUGUCUACCUCUUUACAACAGAGCCUCUUAAGAACAUCAUUGUGUACCUCUUUACGACCGAGCCUCUUAAGAACAUCACUCUCUACCUCUUUACAACAGAUUCUCUUAAGUACAUCACUGUCUAGCUCUUUACAACAGAGCCUCUUAAGUACAUCACUGUCUACAUCUUUACAACAGAGCCUCUUAAGUUCAUCAUUGUCUAUCUCUGUACAACAGGGUCUUUAUUGUACAACACUGGUCUACCUGUUUACAACAUGGCCGACACAUGACUUUUGGAGGUCACCGGCGGCUUUUCUGUUCUGGUGAUAAUUUGUCUUCACACUACGACUUUAAGUCCCGUAAAUAUCCGGGGCCUCUGCUCCCGGAAGAAAUGUUUGCCCAUAAGCUUCUUGAAAGGAAUGUCUUGUAAAACUCAAUGGAACAUCCAUUUUCUCGAUUCCAACGCUCCACACAUCCACAACUCCCCCCCCCCUCUUUUCCCUUACGUUAAUUCACUUCAUUAUUUGAAUGACGGGGUGCUUUAACGUCAUUUCCUCCACAGAGUCAGACACCCGACGUCGAGGAGACCACGUCCAGCUGGGCUGAUGCCUUCGUCGUAGUGUACAGCGUCCUCAGCAGGUCCUCGUUCCUCACAGCGAAGUCCCUCUUGGAGACGAUCUCUAGAGUCAAGAUGUCCGCCUGCGUCCCGACGCUGUUGCUAGGCAACAAGACCGACCUUGAGCACGUCCGGGAAGUGGGGGCCGAUGAAGGUCACAAGGUUCGUGCACCCGUACGGGAGUUUGAACUCUUUUAAAAUCUUGCAGCAUAACAGUGCAUGUAGAUUCACUCCUGAUGAUAUCCACAUGAGGAACAAUGUCAUGAACAAGGUUUGGAAAUGCAAUAUUCUAUUGACCGCAUUGAUUGCUAUCAUGACGUUAGAAUUGAUCAAAAUCGUAGUCACUGAAUAUUUUCUAAAUAUAAUUAUAAUUGGGUUGUCGACUUGAUUUUUCCAGGCCGCCAUAGAACAUGGGUGCAUGCACUUCGAGGUGUCCGCCGCGGAGAACCCUGUGGGGAUUUCUCUGGCGUUCCAGUCUUUGCUGCGGGAAGCAAGGAUUGCGCACCACCAGAGGAAUGGCGCGCUGAAGCGCCGGAAGAGCUCGCUGGUGAACAUGUCCAAAAGGCUGGGCGCCAUGUUCGGCAAGAAA